Messenger RNA from Ceratitis capitata (Mediterranean fruit fly), 1404 nucleotides. It is a transcript of the gene Hao, whose product is annotated as (S)-2-hydroxy-acid oxidase GLO1. The coding region runs from base 234 to 1334 and encodes 366 amino acids. The transcript is spliced from 3 exons. NCBI's taxonomy places the organism in Eukaryota, Metazoa, Arthropoda, Insecta, Diptera, Tephritidae. The record is from RefSeq and is a predicted model, not a curated record. Gene Ontology annotation, molecular function: FMN binding; oxidoreductase activity.
CAUCACACAGAUAACUUGGUUGCACAUCUACUGAGAGUAAUCGGACAAUUCAGUCCAUGGCAUAGAAAUCCUAUAGAAAUUUAUAAAUAAUCAGUAUAAUUUGAGAUUUCAAUUACUAAAGUAGUUUUUAUAUUUGUUUAGCGCUGCAUAAGGAAAGUUAUUACAUAUUAAUAUUCUUAAAAAUAAACAAAUAUUAAAAAGUAAAAAUAAUUUUCAUCUAAAACAAAACAAAAAUGGCAUUGGUAUGCGUGGAGGAUUUUGAAAAGAAAGCGCACAGUGUGCUGGAAAAGAACGCUUUGGAUUAUUAUCGCAGCGGUGCUGGUGAACAAUUCACAUUGCAAUUGAACCGUGACGCUUUUAGAAGAAUUCGCAUACGUCCACGUUGCUUACGCGACGUCUCCGUUAUUGACACGAGCUGUCAUAUAUUGGGAAUUGAUCUAAGAUGGCCUUUGGGCAUUGCACCCUCAGCUAUGCAAAAAUUGGCACAUCCAGAAGGAGAAGGUGGUAAUGCGCGUGCAGCAGGCAAUGCCGGCUCAAUUUAUAUACUCAGUACGCUAUCUACCAUGUCCAUUGAGGAAGUGGCAGCAGCCGCACCCAAUACCAAUAAGUGGUUCCAGCUAUACGUUUAUAAAGAUCGCUCACUCACUGAACAAAUGGUUAGACGUGCUGAGAAGGCUAAUUUCAAAGCAAUAGUAUUAACUGUAGACGCACCAAUCUUUGGCCAACGCCGCUCAGAUAUACGCAAUAAAUUCAAUCUACCGCCUCAUCUACAUCUAGCCAACUUUCAGGGCAUCAAAGCGGAUGGAGUAAUUAGUAAUAAUGAAGCAACAUCCGGAAUCAAUGCCUAUGUUUCGAGUCAAUUCGAUUCGACACUAACGUGGAAGGAUGUUACAUGGUUAGUGAACUUAACUAAAUUGCCAAUUAUUGUUAAGGGCAUACUAACGCGUGAAGAUGCUGUACUGGCUCGUGAGUUCGGCUGCGCCGGUGUAAUUGUAUCAAAUCAUGGCGCACGUCAAAUAGAUACUGUACCAGCGUCAAUUGAAGCUCUCCCCGAGAUAGUUAAGGCGGUGGGUAAUGACUUGGUUGUAAUGUUGGAUGGCGGUGUUACACAGGGUAACGAUAUUUUCAAAGCAUUAGCUUUGGGUGCUAAAAUGGUUUUCGUUGGUCGAGCAGCACUCUGGGGACUGGCAUGCAAUGGGCAAAAGGGUGUGGAAGAUCUAUUGGGUGUUUUAAAGAAGGAUUUUGAAAUUACUCUGGGCUUAUCCGGAUGUCAAAGAUUGCAUGAUAUCACUAGUGACAUGGUAACACACGAAUCUACUUAUGCAAAAUUAUAAAGCAACGAAGCAAUUUUUAAAGUGUAUAUAAGAUCUUUGAAAAAAAUAAAUAAAUAAAUAAUCAAUCACA